Molecule: messenger RNA, 577 nt
Organism: Ceratitis capitata (Mediterranean fruit fly)
Lineage: Eukaryota; Metazoa; Arthropoda; Insecta; Diptera; Tephritidae
Exons: 3
Coding region: 110-538 (142 amino acids)
Source: RefSeq, a predicted model, not a curated record
AUAUUUAUAGGCUUAAGGAUUUCAUGAUAUCCUUUUGUAAAUGUAGGCCUUUUCUUUUGUCAAUUUUUGGUAUGGUGUAUGCUAACUUCUACGUUUCUACCCUUCAUACAUGGCCGAUAAACAAAGAACCGAUAAAAGAUAUCCCCCAUUCGAUACAAAAUGCAACCAUGUGUUUAUUUUUUCAUUCACUCUUCUCAGCUGUCAUUGGGGGGUUUUGGAUGUAUGUUUUGAUUUUCUCAACCAGUUUCAAUUUCAAUUAAAAAUGGCCGAAGUGUUGUUGUAUCGCGGACGCAGUCGCGCUUUUGUUUUUAAUUUUGUGCUUUUUACCGCAUUUCUAUUGGAAUCUGAGUGUGCUGUGCUCGUAAUGGCUACGGACGCUGCUGUUGGUAGCGGUAAUGUUUCGAAAGUCGAGGAGAAAGUGAUGAAUGUGAAUGGUAAGUUGACUGGUACCGUUAAAAGAAGAAAUGCCCAAAAAGCCCGGGACUUCCCAAAAAAACAAGUUUGUUUAAGAUUAAGUUGUCAAGCCAACGAAUUUUGACUGCUCAAAAAAAGUUUAAUAUUUUGUUAUAAUUUUAAA